GUGUGGGCAGUUCCAGCAAAGAAAUGGUUAUAGGAGGACCAGUCUUGCCUCUGUAUUGUAUUGCUGUUGUGAUGGAAGCUUUAAUGUGGCCCUUCCCCCAGUCCUCCUACACAGACCCUGACACAGAGAAAGUCUCUCGAUGCAAUGUGUAUGUGGGUGGGAAACAGCAGUGAGUGCUCGCCAACCCCAGGCAGGGAAGAACUCCUCUAAAUCAGUAAGUUAGAGACACAAAAGAAUAGUGCUGACUGGAAAAGACAGGUAGGAGCGACGCACAGAAGUGAAGGACACAAGAGAUGUGUGAGCCAGUAUAAGAGAACAAUAAGAAGCUGAUUUAAAAUAUGAUCUGAACUUGAAACUGAAAAUAAGCAGUCAAAUCCCAAGGCAUUACCAGCAGAAUCAGGAACAGGACAAUCCAAUGAAAGAGCAAACACCAAUGAAACAACUAAACUGAGGUGUCGCUUUAAAGGGGAAGAUUUUGCACGGACUCCUUGGUUAUCCUGCGGCACAUGCAGAAGAAUUCCCUAUACAUGGCAGAGAGAGGUGCAAGAGCAGAAGAACUGAAACGAGCACCCAAAGCAAGGCAAGAUUACUGCGGACCCAGUUAUCCUUCCUCGCACCUUGGGUGAGCUGCAGUUGUACCGUGUCCUGCAAAGAGCCAACUUGCUUGGUUAUUAUGACACCUUCAUCCAGCAGGGGGGAGAUGAUGUGCAGCAGCUUUGUGAGGCGGGUGAGGAUGAGUUUUUGGAAAUCAUGUCUCUGGUUGGCAUGGCAACAAAACCAUUGCAUGUCAGACGAUUACAGAAAGCCUUGAGAGAUUGGGCGACCAACCCAGGAUUGUUUAAUCAGCCUCCAUUGGGAAGUAUACCUGUCAGCAGCAGUAUACCAUUGUUCAAGAUUUCUGAGACAGGGGGACGAAUUGGUAGAAAUACUAAUGGGCACCUCAGUGUCCCUGAAGUUCAAAGCAAAAGCCCUGGAAAUGUUGUUCUUCUAGAACAAACUGAGAAAAUAUCCCCUUCCCAGCUGGAUAGGAGACAGUGGACUGCUCAGAUUUCCCCAGAGCUAGAUGAUGCAGAUGAAGAAGAAGUUGGUGAGGAAGAAAAUGGAGGUGAUCAAUAUCCCUCACCCGGGGAAAGGCUAGAAGCUGAGCUGGUCCAGGUUGUGUCCGAUAGUGUGGACAGGCUGAUGAAAGGAUUGCCGCGAGGAGAUAUCAGUGAAGCCAGAUCAAUGCUAAAGUUAAACAAGAAGUUGGGUCGUUCACUUGGACACAUUUUUCACAUGAGUAAUGGAAGUCAGAGGAAGGAGCGUGAGAUUCGCAGACACAGCGCCAUCUAUGGACGGAGUGAAUCCAAGAGACGGGAAGGAAAGAGACUUACCCUGCAUGAGCUUACAAUUAAUGAAGCAGCGGCCCAAUGCUGUAUGAGAGAUAACACCUUACUUCUACGGAGGGUGGAGCUAUUUUCACUUGCGCGGCAAGUUGCCCGUGAGAGUUCUUAUCUGGCAUCUCUUAAGUGCUCCAGACUGAAUAAUGAAGAACUUGGUGCAUCACAGCCUAAAAUCCUUAAACAAGAAGCCGUGGAGAUGCCUUUGCAGCUAGAAUCAAAAAUGCGGCACAGCUUGGAAGAAGGCAAUGGCAGUAUGUCAGGGGAGAGCAUGGACGGCACAUUGCAAGCAGUGGCAAUAAGAAUCCCCACAUCUCCCAGUGGCCCUACAGACCUCUCUAUGAACCUGUCACAUCCUGCACCAUGGAGCAGGCAAAUUCUCCAGCAGACGCUGAUGGAUGAGGGUUUACGACUGGCCAGACUGGUAUCACGUGACCGCAUGGGUCGCCUCAGUCUUUGCUUGCCUGGCACGCCACAUAUUUCAGAAUGUGAUGAUGGUGGAUCUGAAAGUUGUCCUAGCCUGCCAGUCUCACCCCAGAUCACGGAGCUAAGAACUUCCAACUUCAAAGGCCAGAAUGAAGAAAAUUAAAUGAAUUAAAGUUAUUUUGCCUCCAUGUUGCAUAGAAGACCAUAAAAAAUCUACUUUCCUUGAACUGUUCAAAACCAAUGCAGACAUGUUAUAUGAGACACAAAUGGUUCAGACAUCCUUCUAAUCAAAACCUUUCAGUCUUGGAGUGCCAAGAGUUUAGAAACUCAUAGAGCUAAGGAUUACUAUUGAAUAAUACUUCUCUUGGAACAGUAACAAUUGAUGCCAUAGAACCAAUGCAUCUGGAGUCCACUGUACAGCCUUGCCCCCUUUCCUGCGACACUAAGAGGAAGAAGAUAAUCAAGCAAUAAACUAAUCUCUGUGACCUAAUUGCAAUAUAUCAAUGGAAAUAAGCAGAUGAUAUAAAAACACUGCUCAAUGUAUUUCCUAAAAUUUCAGGGGAUAACCGCAUUGUUAUUAAGGCUUAAUUUUACCGAACAGGAAGGCAAUGGAUUGCAAUUAAGGCAAAGAACAUGCCUACAAACCAUAUGGAACGCUUAAGGUCCAUUAAAACAAUUGCACGCGACUUUAAGGCUUGGAAAAUGUCAGUCCUAUUAUUGGACUGAAUUCACUAAAGAAAGGUACAAAUUAAGUGUUAUUGAUUCAAUAUACACACAUGCCAAAAAAUGAAGAUGAAAUACAAUAUUUGUUUGAGCAAUGCAUGUAAACUAUUCAGAUGGAUUUGUGCCAAGUUAAGGCAAACUAUGUCAGGGACAUUUAAUGUAGAAUAUAUAGAGAAGCUAUCAAAAGACUUCAUUAAUAUUUUACUAGCAAGGGUGGUGGCUGUGGAAUUAGUCUAGAAUAGUAGUACCAGUAGGUAUCAGUUCAUAGCAAGAUAACUAGCAGUAGUUUCUCUUUUGGAUUAUCUCUUUUCAUAGGCCUUAGAAUCAGUAAUAUUUUUGUUCCAAGUCCAU
Xenopus laevis (African clawed frog) is the source of this 2879-nucleotide messenger RNA. It is a transcript of the gene nab2.L, whose product is annotated as NGFI-A binding protein 2 (EGR1 binding protein 2) L homeolog. The coding region runs from base 751 to 1968 and encodes 405 amino acids. The record is from RefSeq and is a predicted model, not a curated record. Lineage: Eukaryota; Metazoa; Chordata; Amphibia; Anura; Pipidae. The transcript is spliced from 7 exons.